AUGGAGAGAGGAAAAGGCUUUCUUCACCUCCCACCCGGUUUUAGAUUUCACCCCUCUGACGAAGAACUCAUCGUUGACUACUUACUCAACAAAGUGAAUCAACGUUCAGUUCCAGAUUCAGUGAUAGGUGAAAUCGAGCUUUACAAGUUUAACCCUUGGGAACUACCCUGUAAGAUUCUUGUGUUUCUAUCAUGUUAUGGUUGUUUUUAUAAGGACUGAUACAUUUGUUGUUUGAUUGGCGUGAAAGCAUUCUUCGGGGAGGAUGAAUGGUACUUCUUCACCCCAAGAGAUAGGAAAUACCCAAAUGGGUCAAGGCCUAAAAGAUCUGCAGGCUCGGGUUUCUGGAAGGCUACAGGGAAAGAUAAACCCAUUUUUGCUUCUUCAGGCUUGAGAAAGAUAGGAGUAAAAAAGGCGUUGGCGUUCUUUACUGGCAAUCCAACAAAGAGCAUCAAGACUAGCUGGACAAUGAGCGAGUAUCGUUUGCCAGAGUCAUCCAGCCGGUCGUCCAGGCAAACUGGAUCAAUGAGACUGGAUGACUGGGUAUUAUGCCGUAUUCGUCAAAAAGGCAACAAUUCAAAGAAAAAAACAGAGGUAGAAGCAAACCCAAAGAAUAAGUUGAUGGAUGGUCCAUUUUCGAUCAUAACACGGGAGCUCCCUUCAUCGUACAUGAUCACAAACGCCAACUUGGACAUAAUCUCAGAUCGUAGGUUCAACGAAAUUCAAUUGAUGGCCUCAAUUCUUGCAGGUCAAGAGCUUCCUCCAAUGAUUGGAACAUGUUCUCCCAAACUCUUUCAAGGUGACGACAGUGGCCCAUCCUCUGAAAACACAGAUUUUUACAAGGAAACCGGACCAUUUAUGUUAACCGAUGAAAUUGUUAGUAAUAAGGAAGUCUUUCCCAGGGAUGCAUUGACAUACAAUGAUCCAUAUAAUGUUUUUGACACGGAUCAUUUAGAUGUUGUAAUUGAAGUACUCAGGGAUGGAUCAUUUAAGCAAGUUUGA
Messenger RNA from Erigeron canadensis, 999 nucleotides. RefSeq names its product NAC transcription factor 29-like. Gene Ontology annotation, biological process: regulation of DNA-templated transcription. Gene Ontology annotation, molecular function: DNA binding. Lineage: Eukaryota; Viridiplantae; Streptophyta; Magnoliopsida; Asterales; Asteraceae. The record is from RefSeq and is a predicted model, not a curated record.